AUGGAUACGCUCACAGACAAGGAAGACUGGCACAAGAAAGUUUUCAUCGAAAGUAUUACUGAGAAGUGGCGCGAAGAGGCCAUGGCGAUACCGGAUGAAGACGUGAUGGCAGCCGCUGCUGCACCAUCAAGUGACUGGUACAGGGCAAGCCUGGUGGAUAUGGAUGCUGAGGACCGUCCUAGCACGGCAGCCACGAGAGUGAAAAGCAUCAUGUCAAGGGUGGCUUUUGACUAUUGCAUCCAAGAGUUGCAGAGCAAGGCUCGUUACUUCGAGCAGAGCGGUCUCAUACCCACUCUUGACGCAUGCGCGACUGUGAUCAAUGACGGGCAUUUGCCCAAUUGGGACCCAUCAGAUCUGCAGGAAAUGGAUAAUGUCGAGGUUGACUUUAGUCGAGAUGUGAGAUUCGAUUGGGUUGAGAACGAGCUGGAAAGGAAAUGGAGGAUCUUACGCACACCUGUGCUGAGGGACCCGGAGCCUUUUCGGGAAGCCAACUAUGACCCAUCUCGUGUCAUCGAUAGACACAACGUCUAUCGCUAUCAGCCGGGCAAUAGAAGCCAUUCGCCCAUAACUUGGGGCACGAUCCCCUUGCGUGGCCUGAGAGAGAGGUUCGAGGAACGGGGACUUCAGAUAAUCGUCAAACUGGCUUCGAUCGAGCUUACUCCUGAGAACCCCGAAUUUCCCGCCGGGAGCUGGCAUAACGAAGGCCUACUCAACGAGCGAAUUUGUGCGACUGCGCUCUACUACCUAGACAGUGACAAUAUUACCGAAAGCAGCCUGUCAUACCGCAUGCACACCUCGGCCAGCCAAUAUGUCUUCCAGGAGACCGGGGCCUCAAGCCAGGACGGACUCCACUGGCUCGAGUGUAAUUACGGGACCAAUUUCGCCGGCAGCGGCGCCUGUGUUCAAAACUACGGCAGUGUCAAGACUCCACAGGGACGGUUUCUAGCUUUCCCCAAUAUCUUCCAACAUCGCGUAUCUCCCUUCAGACUCGCUGACCCUACCAGACCUGGCCAUCAGCGAUACAUCGCGCUCUGGCUGGUCAACCCCUACCGUCGCAUCAUCUCAACUGCCAACGUCCCGCCGCAGCAGCAGGACUGGUGGACCGGAUCUGCCUUCGGGGAGACAAAAGACAGUCGGGCGUCAACAGCAGGCCAUCUGCCCCCAUAUAUUGUACAAGUACUCAGGGAGAAGGGGAUUUCACUGCCAGACAACGGCUCCAGAGCCAAACUUCCCGCGGAGCUGCUGGCCAUGGUGGACGAGGAGUUCGGUCUGUCGACUCUUAACCUCGAACAGGCGGAGGAACACCGGCUGAAGCUGAUGGAAGAGAGGACCGCACUCCACGGAGAGAUUCUGGAAACCUGGAACCAGACUACUUAUGACCUCAGCGAGCAUUAG
This is a messenger RNA of Diaporthe citri, 1395 nucleotides long. RefSeq lists its product as uncharacterized. The transcript has 3 exons. The coding region runs from base 1 to 1395 and encodes 464 amino acids. NCBI's taxonomy places the organism in Eukaryota, Fungi, Ascomycota, Sordariomycetes, Diaporthales, Diaporthaceae. The record is from RefSeq and is a predicted model, not a curated record.